AUGGGUGUGAACGGCCUCUGGACCGUGAUUCAACCCUGCGCGCGACCGACCAACCUCGCGACCCUGAACCGCAAGCGCCUCGCUGUCGAUGCCUCGAUCUGGAUUUACCAGUUCCUCAAAGCGGUGCGCGACAAGGAGGGCAAUGCGCUGCGCAACUCCCAUGUCGUCGGCUUCUUCCGCCGCAUAUGCAAGCUGCUGUGGUUCGGCAUCCGACCCGUCUUUGUCUUUGACGGCGGCGCACCUGCCCUCAAGCGCCAGACCAUUACCUCGCGCAAGCAGAGGAGGGAGGGCAGGAGGGAAGAUGCCGUGCGCACAGCGGGCAAGCUGCUCGCCGUGCAGAUGCAGCGCAUCGCCGAGGAGGAGGGCGAUAAGCGUAAAAGGCAACGCGAGCUUGAGAAGCAGGGCGGCGAGAGACCCGAGGUCGUCGAGCCCACCGAGGAGAUUCCAGAUGCCGACAAGCUCGUCUACGUAGACGAGCUCGGGAUGAGCCAGCAGGAGCGUCAGAAAAACAGAAAGUUCUUCAAACAGGAUGCUUACCACUUACCGGACAUGCACACGAGCAUUGAAGGCAUGGGAAAGCCCGACGACCCACGUAUAAUGAGCAUUGCCGAGCUUGAGGAAUAUGCUAGACAGUUCAACAGCGGCGAGGACAUUAACCUGUACGACUUUAGCAAGAUCGACUUUGAUGGCGAGUUUUUCAAGAGUCUACCUCCCGCUGAUCGGUACAAUAUUUUGAAUGCGGCACGAGUACGCAGCAGACUUCGAAUGGGUCUCAGCAAGGAGCAACUGGAAGAGAUGUUUCCAAACCGAAUGGAUUUCUCAAGAUUCCAGAUUGAGAGAGUUCAGGAGAGAAAUCGCCUAACGCAACGCUUGAUGAAGGAAGCUGGAAUGACAGGCCUGGACCUCACAAUCAAUGGAGCCGCUCGUAUUGCUGGUGAAAAGGACCGUGAAUAUAUCCUAGUCAAGAACGACGGUGUCGAGGGAGGAUGGGCAUUGGGCGUCGUGAGCAAGGAGAAGGAUGUAGGACAGAUGCACAAACCCAUUGAUGUCGAUGCCCUAGAAUUCCAGUAUCAGAAAAAGGAGGACGAAGACGAGUGGGAAGACGAGGAUGAUUUUGAGGAUGUGCCUAUUGAGGGCGUGAACCGACUGCCUAAAAUACCAUCUCACGUACGCGAGGCUGCCGAAAGGCGACAACAACUAUAUGAUUCAAGGCGAGAAGAGAAUGGUCUCGAGGUCCCGCUAGAGGAUGAGGAUGAAGAUUCUCUAUUUGUUCAAGACCCCUCCAAAUCGAUCGAUAGUCUUUUCGAGGCUGACGAAGAAGAGGACCUUGAUCGCGCCAUUGCAAUGUCCAUGAAGAGUCAACAUCAUGUCGAGUCUUCUCAGGAAGAGGGCGAAGAUGAGGAAUUCGAAGAUGUGCCGGCACCGGUCUGGAAACAGAAAGCUGUGGAUCAGGCCAAGCCUGUGACUGCUGCAAGUGGAAGUAUGAUUGCACACAUUGUCAACAACCGGGCGAAUGCCUCAAUUAGAAAGCGGCGACGAAGUGAAAGCGUCGAAAGCGAUGACGAGAUGGAUUUGAGCGUGGCACUUUCCAAGGCGAAGAAGAAGAAGACGAUGCGCCCGACGAAGCCAGUGGCUGCGCCAAUGUUUCUCAGUAAACCGAAUCCAUUUGGUGGCCCAUUGCCAUUCGAAAAGCUGGUGUGGAAGUCUAGUAUAUUCGCGAAGAAACCAGAGCCGGGGAAGUCGAACACUGAUGGCACAGCGCCUCGUGAAACAUUGGAUGAUGAACUAGCUGGCGGUUUCGUCGCCGAUGAUGAUAUGGCUGGAGGAUUUGAAAGAGAUGAAGAACAUGAAGAAAUGGACAAUGAAGCGCCUCGUCCCCUGCCACCUUGGAUGGAGCAGGAGGAUACUGAUAUUCGUGAAUCUAUGAAGACACAGAGAGCGCGAGAAAAGGAGAUCAACGAAGAAGAUCGCGAGGCAGCUCUGGAAGCAGAGAAACGACGACAAAAGGAAGCAAUCAUUGAAAUUGAGUCCGAUGAGGACGAUAGCGACGUCGAGGUUCUCGAUGCUCCACCUCCGCAGCCACCAACAGCACAAGAGAAGCCAAGGUUGUCGCCAGCCACCUUGACGCGCGUUGAUCCACCGGUGCCAGACCCUAAGGCUCUAAAGGACGGCGAAUUGUUACCUGUCAAUGAAUCUGAUAGUAAAGCUGUUCAUGAUGUCGAAAAAGCGUCUCCGCCAAGGAGUCAAAGGAAAACUCCAUCGCGUCAAGCAUCCUCGUCUCCAGAACCUGAUUUUGAAUUUGAGGAAGUCGAUAUCCUGGGUCCUCAAGACACAGCAACAGAAGCCAGUAAUGAACAAGUCGAAAGUCCAGAGCCAGAAUUCGAGGAAGUUGAUGUUGCAGUUCCGGCCGAGGAUCCGAUUGCAACGGAAAAGGUUGCCACGGAGCCAACCACUCAUGAUGUGACUUCAACUACGGAAAUCGCUGGUACCUCUGCCAAGGUUGUUGUUGACGAGAAUGGCGACAUGUUUAUUGAAGACAAUGAAGUUGAGGAAGAGGAGUAUAGUGACCCAGAAGACAAAGAGCUCCUUGCCCAGCUCGCAGAGGAAGCAGAAGAGCAUGCGCGUUUUGCGAGCCAGCUCAACAACAAAUCUGAAAAGGAAAACAUUGAAGCCUAUGAGCGAGAGCUGAAAGCGCUACGAACACAGCAGAAGAAGGACCGGCGAGAUGCAGAUGAAGUCACGCAAGUCAUGAUUACCGAAUGCCAAGCGCUACUGCGCUUCUUUGGCAUUCCUUACAUCACAGCACCAAUGGAAGCCGAAGCGCAGUGUGCUGAGCUGGUGCGACUCGGGCUGGUCGAUGGAAUCGUGACUGACGAUUCCGAUAUCUUCCUUUUCGGCGGAACGCGAGUUUACAAGAACAUGUUCAACAGCAACAAGUUCGUCGAAUGCUAUCUGGGGAAUGAUCUCGAGAAGGAGCUAUCUUUAUCGCGAGAACAACUUAUUGCUCUGGCGCAGCUGCUCGGCUCUGAUUAUACGGAGGGACUUCCGGGAGUUGGUCCUGUGACGGCAGUGGAGAUUCUAUCCGAGUUCCCUGGUAUCCAAGGCCUCGAGGCUUUUCGUGACUGGUGGAAAGAGGUGCAGCUUGAGAGUCGUCCUAAGGAAGCCGACGCUGGCUCUCCGUUCCGUAAGAAGUUUCGAAAGUCUCAAGCCACGAAGCUUUUUCUGCCAUUGGGCUUCCCCAACCCGGCCGUUUUUGAGGCCUACAUCAAACCCGAAGUUGAUAGCAAUCCCGAGCAAUUUCAAUGGGGUGUGCCCGACGUUGAAGGGCUACGCCGAUUUCUCAUGUCGACCAUUGGCUGGAGCCCGGAACGUACCGAUGAGGUUCUCGUCCCCGUGAUACGGGACAUGAAUCGACGGGACGCCGAGGGCACACAGAGCAAUAUCACCAGAUUUUUCGAAGGCAGCGUCGGUGUUGGUGCCAAAGAGGCUUUUGCACCAAGACAGAGAACUCAGACGAGUAAGCGCAUGGUGAAUGCAGUAAACAAGUUGCGCGCCAAUGUUUCCGUGGAUGGACAAAGCCUUGAAGCGCCUGUAGAGGUAGGCCAGGGCACUCCUGCUAGUGGCCGUAAACGAAAACAGCGAAACAAUGCCGCCACAGCAGAGGAUGAUGGUGGUGAGGAUGGGACGGCGGUUGAAAAUGAUGAUAUUGAUGACGAUUACGAAGAUGGUACUGGCACAGGCCCGGCGAAAUCAAAGAGGACUGGGAGAAGUCGAAAGACCAAGACAUAG
Messenger RNA from Pestalotiopsis fici W106-1, 3789 nucleotides. RefSeq lists its product as uncharacterized. Bases 1 to 3789 code for a protein of 1262 amino acids. The record is from RefSeq and is a predicted model, not a curated record. Gene Ontology annotation, cellular component: nucleus. Gene Ontology annotation, biological process: nucleotide-excision repair. NCBI's taxonomy places the organism in Eukaryota, Fungi, Ascomycota, Sordariomycetes, Amphisphaeriales, Sporocadaceae. Gene Ontology annotation, molecular function: DNA endonuclease activity; single-stranded DNA binding. The transcript has a single exon.